This is a messenger RNA of Zingiber officinale, 1063 nucleotides long. Its product is annotated as photosynthetic NDH subunit of lumenal location 5, chloroplastic-like. Gene Ontology annotation, biological process: protein folding; protein peptidyl-prolyl isomerization. The coding region runs from base 7 to 849 and encodes 280 amino acids. Gene Ontology annotation, molecular function: peptidyl-prolyl cis-trans isomerase activity. The record is from RefSeq and is a predicted model, not a curated record. The transcript has 7 exons. Lineage: Eukaryota; Viridiplantae; Streptophyta; Magnoliopsida; Zingiberales; Zingiberaceae.
UUUUUUAUGAGCUCCUGCGUCGGUCUUAUCUCCUCAAUUGCAGGGUUCGAGCAGCUCAAAACCCACGGCAUCUUCGCCUUCCUCCCGAGUUCCUCAUCAAUGGCGGCUUCUUUGACCUCCAUCGCGAGCGUACGCCCAAAAGAUGCGGGUGUUCCGAGCAUCGCUUCCCGGGCUCCUCUUCUGAGGCCUUCGAACACCUACUCGGGCCUGAAAUCCUGGACGCGGCCGGAAAUUUCGUCUUCCUCCGCUCUCCGAUUCGCGCCCGUUUCCCCAAGAAUAGCCCGCUGCACCAUUUCGCCUCGCGCGGAGCUGAAGGUGACUGAGCUGCAAUCUAAGGUUACCACUAAAGUGUAUUUUGACAUAAGCAUUGGCAACCCGGUUGGGAAGGAUGUGGGGAGGAUUGUGAUUGGGCUGUUCGGUGAUGAUGUUCCGCAGACGACCGAAAACUUUCGUGCUCUUUGCACAGGUGAGAAAGGUUUCGGGUACAAGGGAUCUUCAUUUCAUCGUGUAAUCAAGGAUUUCAUGAUUCAAGGAGGAGACUUUGACAAGGGAAAUGGAACUGGUGGUAAGAGCAUUUAUGGUCGCACAUUUAAAGAUGAGAACUUCAAGUUGGUUCAUGUGGGACCCGGAGUGCUUAGUAUGGCAAAUGCAGGACCCAACACUAAUGGAAGUCAGUUCUUCAUCUGCACUGUGAAGACGCCAUGGUUGGACCAGAGGCAUGUUGUUUUUGGCCAUGUUCUUGAGGGUAUGGACGUGGUGAAGUUGAUCGAGUCUCAAGAGACAGAUCGCGGAGACCGGCCAAAGAAGAGGGUUGUGAUCAGUGACUGUGGCGAGCUUCCAGUGGUCUAAAAGAGGACAUUUUUUUUACCUGAAUAAGAGGAUCAUCUGGCACUCGAGCUUACAAUUUUCUACUUUUCAUUGUGGCGUGAUCGAUAGUGACAAGGUCGACAAUAUUUGAAGAAUGCAUUGAUUGCUUGCUACUUCUUUUCCAGGUUUUAGUUCAAUCUGUACGAGCUACAUCAAUAAUCAGAAAAACGGUUUCAUUUAACUGGUUUUAAAAUAA